Messenger RNA from Camellia sinensis, 1820 nucleotides. RefSeq names its product BTB/POZ and MATH domain-containing protein 2. The record is from RefSeq and is a predicted model, not a curated record. Gene Ontology annotation, molecular function: protein binding; RNA binding. Lineage: Eukaryota; Viridiplantae; Streptophyta; Magnoliopsida; Ericales; Theaceae. Gene Ontology annotation, biological process: protein ubiquitination; mRNA processing.
CUCUCUCUCUCCUCUUCUCCAAAAGGGGCUUCUCUCCUUGUCCCUCGAGUCCUUUUUCUCCCUCUACAUCGAAACCCUAGAAAUUCAUGUUCCCGAAUCCCACAACUUUCGUUUCACACAGCCUAGAUUUGCUCACAUCAUAAACCAGCUCUAUUUCCAAGUCCAAUUCUUGUCCAAUUCGUGUGCAUAUUUCUCGUACAAACCCUAGAUCUGAUCACAAUUUCACGUAAUUCAUUGAGUUCAUAGAGCAAUUGCAUUCACCGAUUGAGCAUGGGUAUGGGUAGGGUUUACAGAGAAACCUCGAAGCCAUCGUCGUCGUCAUCACCGUCUUCGCCUCCGGUUACUACUUCGACAUCGAUCACCGAAACUGUAAAUGGGUCGCACGAUUUCAAGAUAACUGGGUACUCGCUGUCGAAGGGAAUUGGGAUCGGGAAGUACAUAGCCUCUGAGACUUUCAUGGUCGGUGGAUACUCGUGGGCGAUCUACUUCUACCCAGAUGGAAAAAGUGUUGAAGACAAUGCCGCAUACGUGUCCCUGUUCAUCGCUCUUGCCAGCGAAGGUACGGAUGUGAGGGCGCUUUUCGAAUUGACCCUUUUUGAUCAGAGUGGGAAGGAGAGGCACAAGGUUCACACCCAUUUUGGGAGGGCUCUGGAGAGCGGGCCGUACACCCUUAAGUAUCGUGGAAGCAUGUGGGGUUAUAAGCGGUUUUUCAAAAGAACUCUUCUAGAGACUUCAGACUACCUGAAAGAGGAUUGCCUUUCGGUUAGUUGUAGUGUUGGAGUUGUUAGGUCACACACAGAGGGCCCUAAGAUCUACUCUACACCAGUACCCCCGUCUGACAUUGGUCAGCAUUUUGGGCAGCUACUGGAAACUGGGAAGGGGGCAGAUGUAAACUUUGAAGUUAAUGGAGAAAUGUUUGCUGCUCACAAGUUGGUACUUGCAGCUCGUUCUCCUGUUUUCAAGGCUCAACUUUUUGGGCCAAUGAAGGAUCAAAAUACACAGUGCAUAAAGGUUGAAGACAUGGAGGCUCCAGUUUUUAAGGCUUUGCUUCAUUUUAUAUACUGGGAUGCGUUGCUUGACGUGGAAGAACUUACUGGUUUGAACUCGAAAUGGGCUUGUACUUUGAUGUCUCAGCAUCUGCUUGCUGCUGCUGAUCGGUAUGGUUUGGAGAGGCUCAGGUUGCUCUGUGAGUCUAAUCUUUGUGAUGAUGUUGCCAUAAACACUGUGGCAACAACAUUAGCCCUGGCAGAGCAGCAUCACUGUUUCCAAUUAAAAUCUGUUUGUCUCAAAUUUGUUGCAAUGCCUGAAAAUCUAAGAGCUGUGAUGCAAACGGAUGGCUUUGAUUACUUGAAGGAAAGUUGCCCCUCUAUUCUGACUGAACUCUUGGAGUAUGUCGCGACGAUUAGCGAGCACUCUGUCAUUGCCAGCAAGCAUGGGGAUGAGGCUCUCCUAGAUGGCAGUGAUGUUAAUGGUAGACGUGUGAAGCAAAGACUAUAAUAAAAAUUGUUUUGUACACCUCUUCAGUUGCCCAAACAAAACAAACAAAAAAAUAAAAAAAAAGGAAGGAAAAAGUAGCAGAAAGUUUGUGUCUAGGAUUAGAAGCAUUUUGCCAGUUUCUCUCGGCUUAGCAAUUUGUUGAGAUGUAAAUUUAGUGUUCACCUGGUUGUAAUCUGAAGUUCUCUUUUAGUAGUUUGCAUUGUCCAUUUUUUCCUUGUUCUUAUAUGCUUGUGUAUGGUUAUUGUGAUUGUAAGGUUUUAGAGAACUUUUUCUUCAGAAACUAAUCAAACUAUAAUAUUAACAGUUCAUAUGAUUAGACUUCA